AUGAACCCGUCGUCCGUGGCCAUCGAUACGAGUUCUCAGGUCUCGCUCCUCGACGCUGUUCGCUUUGUGGCUAAGAGUUGGUGGGCUGUCAAGUCAGAGACCAUCGCAAACCGCUUCCGUAGGGUUGGCUUUCAUUCUGGACCAGAGGUGCGAGCGUCGGCCCAGUUUAAAAUCCAAACUGGAAUAUUCCAGCUGGACCAAAUCUGUAAAUUCGGACCAUUUCCAACUGUCAAAGAGCUGGAAAAUAGUAGAACACUGAAAAGUGUGGACUCCUUCACCCUCGUGGAAAAGGAUCUUCUUAUUCGAAGGAGCCAGGUGAAGAAAAUAGAAGCUGUGUGUGCUCAUCAUGCAGAACAGUUUCUAAGAACCUUUGAAAUAAGAGAAAAAUCCUGCUGUGACCCUUUUGGCAUUCACACUGGCCAGUCAAGGAAGAGAAACUUCCGAACGAUUGAUGUAGAAACCUGUGAUCAGUACUCAGCAGUUAUCCUCCUCAUUCCAGGAAAAAAAUUGUGUACUAGUUGCAGGAAGAUCCUUCCUGAAAAGCUCAGAGAAAGCCAGGAGUACCUUGCAGGAUCUUCAUCCUCAACAUCAUCAGUGGCAACACCUGAGACCAUGGAAGAUGACAUCAUUCAACCAGGGCCAUCAACUCAAAUCAAGCGUCUCAAUGAAUCUCUGCAGAUGAUGGGAGAAACACCAGUGAAAGGUGAAAAAAUGGCCCAGAAGAAAUACCCUAAAGAAAAUAGAAGGAAGAUAGCAGAAACAGUGAAUAAACAUUUCCAAUAUCUGUCGGCUAGUCACAACGAAGCCAUUGGCGAUGAGGUGGUGUAUAGAGUGAUAUCAAAACUUUGUGGUGACAUCAUCAGUUACAGUUGCAUGAAGCAAAGAAAUGUAUACUUGCAGGUAUUUGAUGAAGCUGCAGAAAGAGUGCACUUUGUGGAUUCAGAGCCUGUAUGGGUCAUCGGGGAAGAUGUUAUCGUCAAAUAUGAUGUUGCAGACUGCUAUUCUCCAAAUGCUUGGGAUUUUAUUGCUCUAUAUAAGAUUGGCUUACAGAAAGCUACUCCACGAAAGAUGAAUGCUGGAGAUGUUUUCACAUGCCAUUAUCUUGGCAGCAGCUGA
Molecule: messenger RNA, 1116 nt
Organism: Darwinula stevensoni
Lineage: Eukaryota; Metazoa; Arthropoda; Ostracoda; Podocopida; Darwinulidae
Source: the annotation of a GenBank genome assembly